AUGGUUAUCAAUAGCAAAGCAAUGGAGAAAGAAAACGUUAGAACUGUUGAAAAGAUGGCUACCGACUGUACAAAUGAUUCUAAAGUGAAUGGCAAUGGAAGAAAUAGCAUGAUGAAGAGUAAACAAGAAAAAGAAAAUCUAAAAGCAACAGAGAAAUUAAGCGACGACGAUUGGGAUGAGCUGAAUUUUUUUCAAAAGGCCAAGCAUAUGCUCUCUUUAAUUACAGUCGAGCCAAUUUUGGCAUGUUAUGUGAUGCCUUCAGUACUGUCCGCCCUUGCCACUCAGAACCUGUAUUUGGAAAAAGCCUGUCGUGUUAAUUUGCGUUUCGAACAUCACAUUUGUGACGCUUUGACCAAAAGGCAAACAGAGAACUACACAAUGGAAGAGGAGGCGGUGCAGACCCUGGUCGCAUCGGUAGCCGGAUGGAAGACUGUUCUCCAGUCGUUUCUGCCUUGUGGUAUUUUAAUAUUUCUCGGAGCCUACAGCGACCGAGUAGGCCAAAGGAAGUUCUGCAUGCUAUUGCCGAUUAUUGGAGAAUUUUUAACCAGCAUAGGGCUAAUAGUGAACACGUUUUUCUUCUACCAAUUGCCCGUCGAAGUGGCAGCGGUUACCGAGGCGAUCUUUCCAGCGCUGACCGGUGGUUGGUUCACAAUGUUCAUGGGAAUAUUUAGCUACAUAGCGGAAGUGACGACCGAAGAACAAAGAACUCUGCGAAUAGGAAUUGUGAAUUUGUUCUACUCCCUGGGCGUCCCAGUCGGUGCUGCUCUCAGCGGAAUUUUAGUUCGAAAAAUUGGAUUAUACGGAGUUUUCUCUUUGAGCGCAACGCUAUACAUUUUGAGUUUCCUCUACGGCCUGUUCAGAAUCAAGGAAGUCAAGCGCAGCGAUUUAAAUCCUAAGCCGUCGAAGAAUUGCUGCGCUUGGUUGAAAGAUUUCUUCGAUAUUCGUUACGUAAAAGAUACCAUGACGGUUGCUUUCAAAAAGGGCCCAAACAAUCGAAGGCUGAGGGUGAUAAUGCUGGUAAUAGUCCUUUGCGUCGUCAUUGGCCCUAUUUAUGGUGAGAUGUCAGUCAUGUAUCUGUUUACGAGAUACCGUUUUAAUUGGAACGAAGUGGACUUCAGUAUGUUUUCUACAUACGCUAUGUGCACUUCAUUGAUAGGAACUCUUUUUUCGGUAGGAGUUUUCAGUCAUAUAUUAAAGUUCGACGAUGCAAUUAUUGGUGUUAUUUCAUGCACCAGUAAAAUUUUAUCGGGAUUUAUGUACGCGUUUGCAACAAAAACGUGGCACAUAUAUAUAGCUCCCCUGAUUGAAAUUUUCAAUGGAACUUCGUUCAUUGCCAUGAGAUCGAUGGUUUCAAAAUUGGUGGAUAAAGAUGAGUUGGGCAAAGUUAACUCCUUUUUCGGGGUAGCCGAAGCUAUGAUGCCCCUUGUGUACGCACCAAUGUACACAACAGUAUACACAGCAACAAUAAAAACCUUCCCUGGAGCAUUCUUCCUUCUCGGGGGUGGUCUCACAGUGCCUGCAGUUGUCAUAUUUUUAUGGUUGUAUUUGGCGAAUAAAAAAUAUGCAGCGAUUACAAAUGAUAAAAAAAAUGAAUUGAAAUCGGAUUCUAAAACUGAAAAAAAUGGUGUGGAAAACAAAGCUUUCCAUACUGAGGACGAAGCACAUAAAAACGUAAAGGGAGCUGAAACUUUAGAUCCUUCUAAUGAUGACGUCACGCAGUCCCAAAUAGAAAUGGGCUUUACAGAGAGUAUGCUUUGUAAUCGUACUAGUAAUCUU
This is a messenger RNA of Iphiclides podalirius (scarce swallowtail), 1776 nucleotides long. NCBI's taxonomy places the organism in Eukaryota, Metazoa, Arthropoda, Insecta, Lepidoptera, Papilionidae. The record is from the annotation of a GenBank genome assembly.